AUGGAGACUCUCGACGCGAUCCUCGCGAGAUACGUUGCCGAAGGCGACGAAACCCGGGACAAGCUUCUCGGGGCAGCAUUCGUCGUCGUUGAUAGCAAUAAAAUCCUCUACGAAGGCUCAACUGGCCGCACCUCCAUUCCAGCAAACAGCACCCCCUUCAACGCUUCCUCCCUCACCUGGGUCGCCUCGUCCAGCAAAAUCAUCACCGUCCCCGCCAUCCUCACCCUCGUCGAACGCGGCCUCUUCUCUCUCGACUCCGACGUCCGACCCCUUGUCCCCGAGCUGGCCGGCCUAAAUAUCCUACGCGGUUUCAACCCCGCAAAUGGCGCACCCAUUCUCGAAGACAACGAUACCGAAAUCACACUGCGCUACCUACUCACGCACACAGCCGGGCUAGCCUACGACGUCGCCGACCCGGACUUAAAGAAGUGGUCGAAAUCGAUAGGCAGGACGGACACAAAUCUACACCACACACUGGCGGGCUGGACGACACCAUUAAAGUUUACCCCGGGCCAGGGCUGGCGGUAUGGCACGUCGAUCGACUGGGCGGCGCAGGUGGUCGAGCGCGUGACGGGCCAGACGAUCGGCGUAUACCUCGAGGAAAACAUACUACGGCCGCUCGGCAUGGCAGACACCACGUUCCACUCCACCUCCAAGCCUAAUCUCGAGAAGGCAGGCUGUACGCUGCGCGACCGCAGGACGGGGUCGCUGCAGAUGCGCCCGUUGCCGGUGCCUUUGGAACCGCCGGUCGAAAGUGCGGGCGCGGGAUUGUGGACGACGGGGCGGGACCACGCGCGGAUGUUACGAGCGUUGCUUUCCAUUUCUGAGGGGCAAGAAGAAGGCGGGAUCUUGAAAAAGGAGACGGUCGACGAGAUGUUCCGUCCGCAGCUGAACGACAUGCAGCGGACGUCGCUGCAGGAUACGGUAAACCGUCGGCACAAUGGAAUGAUUCCGGAGUUUCCGCCUGGAACGAUGGUACAACAUGGGAUCGGAGGUAUUAUCAAUGUAGAGGACGUACCGGGGAAGAGGAGAGCGGGGAGUAUGCAGUGGAUGGGCAUGGCGAAUUGUCACUGGUGGAUCGAUCGAGCGACGGGCAUUGCGGCGACGCUGAUUGUAAAUGUUUACCCGUUUCCGGAUGCUGUUGUUAUUAAGCUGUACGACGAACUUGAAAGAGCUGUAUAUGGGGAGUUGUUGGCGGAGCUGCGGAAGUAG
Penicillium canescens is the source of this 1212-nucleotide messenger RNA. Its product is annotated as serine hydrolase domain-containing protein. The record is from RefSeq and is a predicted model, not a curated record. The coding region runs from base 1 to 1212 and encodes 403 amino acids. The transcript has 3 exons. NCBI's taxonomy places the organism in Eukaryota, Fungi, Ascomycota, Eurotiomycetes, Eurotiales, Aspergillaceae.